Malus domestica (apple) is the source of this 1740-nucleotide messenger RNA. Its product is annotated as non-functional pseudokinase ZED1-like. Gene Ontology annotation, biological process: cell surface receptor signaling pathway; protein phosphorylation. Gene Ontology annotation, cellular component: plasma membrane. Lineage: Eukaryota; Viridiplantae; Streptophyta; Magnoliopsida; Rosales; Rosaceae. The record is from RefSeq and is a predicted model, not a curated record. Gene Ontology annotation, molecular function: protein serine/threonine kinase activity; ATP binding.
CUUCCAAGAGUAGGCUAGCUAUAACCCCAUCAACUGUUUUCCAUUUUCAGUUGCUAUUGAUGUCAGCAGUUCUUGAGCGAGCUGCAUCUACUUCGACAUGAGGUGUAGGAAAACCGAGCCUUCUGCUCAUAUGAAUUUGAUGAUCAGUCCAUUUGAAUUGGAUCACAAUUUCCAUCAAAAGAAUGUAUGAGUGGCUUCAACCUCGCAGCUCCAUUCCGCAGAAAGUAUCCUUUUUGCUCUUUUUUUGUGGUUUCUGAAGAGUGAUUGCAUAUUGGUUUCCGUUAGGUUUAGCUCCAGUCUUUUGGCCCCGUUCAGAAAGUCAGCCAACUUGGGGCUAAACGCAGUCAAGUUGGUUAGAGGAGUGUGCUCUUCUCACCAAGUUCGGUUCCCCUCCCCUCCCUGUAAUUUAAAGUAGAUUAUUACCCAAUUUAAUUUAAUUUUUAAUUGUCUUCAAUUUUUUACUUGAAGACUUCUCGAGGGCCAGUCCAUUUUCAAAGUCUUCAAGAUUUUUUUCAAAGUAAACGAUAGUCGUGAAGAAAUUUAAUCACACUAUCGAUGUUUUGCGCGUUAAGCCCCAAAUAAAGUUGUGACUUCGGCAACUGAAAAGCAUAUCUUCCAAUAUGCUAUCAAGAUUCAGAAACAACAAAUACAACAGGGAAAAGAAGGGCUGCUUCUUGAAGAAUGGAGCUGCUAUGUUGGAACAGCUCAUACAUUCUUUCGAUGGGAGUUGUAAUCCGAUUCGGAUGCACUCCGAACGAGACCUCAACAAGGCAACGAAUGACUACGGCUGGGAUGGAAUGAUACAUAGGGAUUGGAAUUCUCGACUUUACAAAGGAGUCCACGAAGAACGCCAGAUUUUGGUUAAGAAGUUCGAAGCAGACUCGAGUAGUUACAUGGAUCCUCUGGAAUUGAUUGCGAAUGAAGUAGCAAUUGCCUCGAACAUGAGCAAGCACAAGAACGUUUUGAAGCUGUUGGGUUGCUGCCUUGAGACCGAGCUGCCUACACUAAUUUAUGAAUUCCCAACAAAAGGUAAUCUCUCCCACCACAUCUAUGGAGAUGGUGAAUCGCUAGCGUGGCCGAUCAGGUUAAAGAUUGCAAUUGAAGUAGCAGGUGCAGUUGCUUAUCUCCACUACGGCAUGCCGAAGAUGAUCAUCCAUCGAGAUAUAAAGACGGGACAUAUCUUCUUAGACCAAGACUAUGUCGCCAAGCUGUCCGAGUUCCGAACCUCAGUACCAAUUCCUUUUGGUAAAACUCAUGUAGAUGUUGAAGUGAUUACCGGAACUCAAGGGUGCCUGCCUCCUGAAUAUGCUAUAUCCGGACGUACUUCAGAAAAGAGCGAUGUCCACAGCUUUGGAGUUCUAUUAUGUGAGAUCUUUGCAGGAAAGAGAUGGGGUGGUUUACUAGAUUGGUAUAUGGAGAACGAUAACAACGCCGCUUCAAGCUCAUAUAACGAUCACCAGUUUACGAUGUUAGCAAAUCUUUGCAAAACCUAUUUAGAGGCCAAGGUAUUGGAAGAAGAAAACAAGAAGCAAGUAGUGGAAUGUGCCAAGCUCAUAGGGAGGUGUCUCAAAGCAAAUCCGGACGAGAGGCCGAUCAUGACGGAGGUAGCACAAUCACUCAGAGUGAUAAAAAACUUAUGAGAUUCACAUCACUCAGUCUCAGAGUGAUCAAAAGUUUAUAAGAUUGUUGCUACUGUAUUCUAGUUAUGAUAUUGAUUAAAUGAACCAGUGUUGAAGAAAA